Ostreobium quekettii is the source of this 744-nucleotide messenger RNA. Lineage: Eukaryota; Viridiplantae; Chlorophyta; Ulvophyceae; Bryopsidales; Ostreobiaceae. The record is from the annotation of a GenBank genome assembly.
AUGGGAUUUCGAAAGAUGCUGGGCAUUAAGGGGGGCAGUUCCUCCAAGCCACCAUUUGAAGAAACUAAAAAGACCAAAGCCGCAGCCGAGAAGACCAUCAACGCGAUUGGUGACCUGAAUGAAAAUGAGGAAAGGCUAGAAAAGAAGAGGGCACUGUUGGAGAAGAAGAUGGGAGAAGAACUGCAGAGAGCCAAGGAGUACUCCCAACAAAAGAAAAAGAGCCAGGCGCUCACAGCUCUGAAAAAGAAGAAAAUGUAUGAAGCCCAGCUGGAACAAACCAACAACCUCAUCCUGCGCCUCAACGAGCAAAAGCUGAUGCUAGAGGGCCAGAGCACGACAGCAGACGUGCUGAAGUCCAUGCACACUGCCGCCACCGCCGCCAAGCAGACGAUGCAGGAGCUGGACAUCAACGACGUGGAUGACCUGGUCAGCAAGAUCCAAGACCAGAACGACGAGAUGGCGCAGGUCCAGGAGGCGCUGGCACAGCCCACCGGCAUGAUGAAUGAGCUCGACGACGACGAGCUUUUGGGCGAGUUGGACGGCUUGGAAGCCGAGCUGCUGGACGAGGAGCUCAUGGCGCCGGCACACGUGCCCGCGGCCCAGGCCCCUGCGGCCGAGGCGUCCACUUCGGAGUACGCGGCCGGGCUGCCGGCGGCCCCCGUGGGGGCGGCCGCAGCGCCGGCAAAGGCAACCAACCAGGUGGAAGAAGAGCUCGCUGCGCUGGAGGCGGAGCUCGCGGCUUGA